Molecule: messenger RNA, 2086 nt
Organism: Photinus pyralis (common eastern firefly)
Lineage: Eukaryota; Metazoa; Arthropoda; Insecta; Coleoptera; Lampyridae
Product: protein LSM14 homolog B
Exons: 6
Coding region: 146-1672 (508 amino acids)
Biological process (GO): P-body assembly; cytoplasmic stress granule assembly
Cellular component (GO): P-body
Molecular function (GO): mRNA binding
Source: RefSeq, a predicted model, not a curated record
CGACGAACGUGAACUACGACGUCACUUAGUUUUACAGCUGUUUUUAGUACGCCAUUCUUUAAUUUACAGUCGCUUUACGUAUAAUGGUCGUUUUAUUAAUCUCUUAGAAUCCAAAACAUCGUUUCAUUUACGUUUUAAUUAAAAAAUGAGUGCAGGAAUGCCGGAAUUGGGUUCAAAAAUUAGUCUAAUAUCGAAGGCCGAUAUUCGUUACGAGGGCCGGUUGUUUACUGUUGAUCCAGAAGAAUGCACGAUAGCCUUGGCCUCAGUGAGAUCCUUCGGUACGGAAGAGCGGGAGACCAAGUUUCCCGUUCCGGCACAGACUCAAGUUUACGAUUACAUUUUGUUUCGCGGUUCGGACAUCAAGGAGAUACGUGUCAUCGACAAUGUUCCCACCCUACCCAACGAUCCGGCGAUCAUGCAGCUGUCGGUGCCGCCGUCGCUCGGCCAGCAGCAGUUUCACUCGCAGGGAUACAUGCAUCCGGUCCUGGGACCGAUGGGCCCGCCAAUGGGACAGUUUAAUACAGGUUACGCCGCGCCGUCCGGGCUAGCUCCCGGCGGCAUGGGGCUCGGCCCGGGCCCGAGAAACUUACCGAACAAACAGCCAAGUGAGUUAAUAAUGUCAGGACCCGUAACCCUACCCGAUCUGUCUCCCGCCGUUGAACCGCAACGACCUACCGAACAUGAUUUAAUCGGGGGCAACUCGCGGAGUACAACCCCGGCGAGUCUUGGAUCGCGAAAAUCGCCAACGGCAGAUCAAGCCGUUCAGGCGACAGGCGCGAGUAAGAAGGACGACAAGCGGGUGACGCGUCCCAUUCAACCUCCCGGACGUAAUUUGCAAAGGGAUCGUAGAGACUCCAGAGGAGAACAGUAUUUGGGCGAGCCGUCGAGGACGCAAAACCGGCCACCCCCAAAUCGCAACAACCAACAAGUCCAAGGCUAUCAAGGUCAUCCUCGAAACCAAGCGCAGCAACAAGGCGGUUGGGGUCAAUAUCCGCGCGGGCAGCCUAGAAGUAAAACAAUUCGUCCGAGAGGAGCGUCGGGCGGCAGCGGCGUCGGAAGUAACCUAAACAAUUACAGACAAAAUCAGCAGCCCGCGCAAUCGGCGAGCGCGAGUAAACCGAAAAACACUCUAAAGUUCGAGAACGACUACGAUUUCGAACAGGCGAAUACUCAAUUCGAGGAGCUUCGAAGUCAGUUGGAGAAGGUGAAAAUUAAGGAGAACAAGCCGGAGGUAAACGGCGAUAACGAGAAGAAAGACGAUUCGGGCAACGAAACGGGCGCGGGCGAGGGCGAACAGGAGGAGGAGGAUCCCAUCUACUACGACAAGAAUAAGUCAUUUUUCGAUAACAUCUCGUGCGAGGCGGUGGAACGGUCGAAGGGACGAUCGCAAAGGACCGAUUGGCGCGCGGAGCGGAAAUUGAAUUCGGAAACCUUUGGGGUAUCGUCGACGAGGCGUAGCGGAUAUCGCGGAAGGGGCGGUUACUACAAUCGGGGAGGAUACAGACCUGCUUACAGAGGCGGAUAUCGAAUUCAAGGUAAUCAAGGUAAUAAUCGUAGGAUGUAUCCCGAUGUUCGACCUGUCCAAGUUCAAAAUCAGCAACCAGCACAAGCUAGUAAUACAAACAGCAACGUUCAACCGUCUGUACCUUCCGUACCUGUAUCUGGUAAUUAAAUUGAUCUGACUUUGUGUGCUAAGUGCUGACACAGGACCAGUGAAAACUUUUCUAAUUUAAUGUAGCUGUAGAAAUGAAGCAAUUAAUUUGGAAGGAGUUGUGAUUUUGAAUCCACAUUGCGAAGACUGUUUUGUUAAUAACAAUACAAAUGAAAGAUAAAGUUGUGCACAACAAAGUGCGCAAAUUAUUUUAUUCACCGCUCCAAAUGUUUUUUAAUUUUAUACAAAUCUUUUUUGUUUUUCCUGUUGUCAGUAUUACCUGUGACUUGUGUUAAAAAAAGAUGCAAAUAAUGAAUCAUUCUAUUUACGUUCGUGUAAAAUUGUGCAGCCACAGUGUUUCGCUGUCACUGCAGGGUAGAGAGUAAGGUUUCAUUUUGUUUUUUUUAUACUAAAUAAAUAAUUAAUUUUUCUUUA